GAGCGGCUGUUGGAAUGACACGGUGACCCGCAGUCACGAUUGUUCACCAUUCAGAAAAUAUAGCGGCUCAGCGCUCAGCAAUGAUGCGGCAUAGUGGAGGUAACACCACGGAACCCGUCUCACGGUUUCACUCUUUGUCAACAACCACUUCCGUCUCAUCCUUGCCAGGCAUGGUUCACGGAGAAGAACGAACACCCCUCGUAAAUCAAAGCGACGUUGAGGCGGGUCAUAUGACUCGCGUCCAGUACGGCUCUUCUUCUAUGAUAACUUCUGCUUCUGGUGUCAAGUUGCCAGCGGAUACCAGCAAGCGGAACUCGAUGUUUAAGAAACGAGUUCGAUAUUAUGUUCCGUCCACCGCAUGGAUACCUGACUAUUCGAUUUCCCUCUUGGGUGGCGAUCUUCUAGCCGGUGUCACUCUUGCGGCUAUGCUCAUUCCCCAAUCUGUCAGUUAUGGAACUUCACUUGCGAAGCUAAGUCCUACAACUGGUUUGUUCGCUGCUGCCCUACCGCCGAUCAUGUACAGUCUUUUGGGAACGUCAAGACAACUCAAUGUUGCUCCAGAGGCUGCGCUUUCACUCCUCGUAGGACAAGCAGUUUCCGAUUAUCGUCGUGGGGAUCAUCAUGUUCGUCCUGAAGACGCCGAUGCCGUCGGUAUCGCAGUUUCCACUGCCAUCACUUUCCAGGUUGGCCUAUUUGCAUCAAUGCUUGGAUUCUUUCGGCUGGGCUUCCUAGAUGUUGUCCUCAGUCGUGCGCUCCUCCGAGGAUUCGUGACUGCAGUUGCAGUUGUCAUUGCGGUAGAACAAUUAAUACCUAUGUUUGGCCUCGCUGUCCUAGAGAAACAGAUGAAUCCCGCGUCAACCUUGGACAAGAUAAUUUUUCUUCUAGAAUUUUCAUGGAGUGAUUUCCACGAACCGACGACGCUGGUCAGCUUCGGGGCGUUGUUCGUGCUCAUAUUCAUGAGAACUUUCAAAGGUUACUUCAGACGAACUUGGUGGAUCGAACGGCUCCCUGAAGUCCUGCUCGUUGUUGUGCUCUCUACAAUUAUCUCAGGCUAUCUGCGUUGGGACAAAAAAGGUGUCGAUAUCCUCGGCAUAAUACCUAUCAAAACUGGCGGUGAUUUCUUUAGCUUUCCGCUGAAACAAUCAAUAGGCUACAUCAGAGGAACGACUUCGACGGCAGUUUUGAUAACCAUCAUGGGUUUUUUGGAUAGUACUGUUGCAGCGAAGCAGAAUGCCGAUCGCUUUGGCUACUCUAUCAGUCCGAACCGUGAACUCGUUGCACUUGGGGCUGCAAACCUUUUUGGAUCUUUCGUUCCUGGCACAUUGCCAGCAUUUGGUUCAAUCGUGAGGUCGAAGAUUAAUGGCGACGUUGGUGCGCGUACGCAAUUGGCCUCCCUCGUUACUGCUGGCAUAACACUGGGGGCGACAUUCUUCCUUCUCCCGUAUUUAUACUACUUACCGAGAUGUGUCUUGGCAUCGAUCAUCUGCCUCUUUGUGAUAUCACUGUUCAGCGAGGUCCCCCAUGACCUAAUGUAUUAUUGGAGGAUCAGAGCCUGGACGGACCUUGCAAUGAUGUUUCUCACUUUCUCGCUAUCUGUCAUCUGGAAUAUCGAGAUUGGCAUCAUUGUCAGUCUCAUCAUCUCUUUGCUACUUGUUAUCAAGCGUUCCUCGCACACACGAAUGAUUAUACUGGGACGCAUUCCUGGCACUGAUCAAUGGGGACCCAUUACUGACAAUCCGGGCGCUGAAGAUGUUCCUGGCAUAUUGAUCAUCCGUAUCAGAGAGAGCUUGGAUUUCGCUAACACGGCACAGUUGAAAGAGCGUCUUCGUAGACUGGAAUUGUAUGGCCAAGAAAGAACUCACCCUUCAGAAGAGCCAAGGAGACAAGCCGCAAGCACACUGGUAUUCCACAUGGCAGACGUCGAAACAUGUGAUGCCUCUGCAGUGCAGAUCUUCCAUGAGCUGUUGGAGACGUAUCAGAAUCGUGGCGUCGAGCUCUUUGUAACUCACCUCCGUUCUGGUCCUCGACAAAUGUUCGAACGCGCAGGUAUUGUGGAGCUCCUAGGCUCCGAGGCAUUCUUUGCCACCUUGGGAGAUGCUAUGACCAGCAUUGGGCAGCGAUGAAGGGUCCAAAUUGCAAUUUGCAUGUGGUUGUUUGACGAAGACUUACGACUUUGACGACCUGAUUUUGACGAAGGCAUCGGGCACAUAGAAUAUGGCGGCGCUUGGGAGUAGAUAGUAUAUACAUAUGUAUUUAAUACGCUUAUGUGGCUUCUGGGUUGCGAUGUUGAAACUCGAGAAGUGAAGUCAGCACCUAUUAUGACAUCCUUCGAUCGGCUU
Suillus plorans is the source of this 2339-nucleotide messenger RNA. RefSeq names its product sulfate transporter family-domain-containing protein. Lineage: Eukaryota; Fungi; Basidiomycota; Agaricomycetes; Boletales; Suillaceae. The record is from RefSeq and is a predicted model, not a curated record. Bases 81 to 2123 code for a protein of 680 amino acids. Gene Ontology annotation, biological process: transmembrane transport. Gene Ontology annotation, molecular function: sulfate transmembrane transporter activity. Gene Ontology annotation, cellular component: membrane. The transcript is spliced from 13 exons.